Molecule: messenger RNA, 1707 nt
Organism: Pan troglodytes (chimpanzee)
Lineage: Eukaryota; Metazoa; Chordata; Mammalia; Primates; Hominidae
Product: mastin-like
Exons: 2
Coding region: 86-616 (176 amino acids)
Biological process (GO): proteolysis
Molecular function (GO): serine-type endopeptidase activity
Source: RefSeq, a predicted model, not a curated record
CCGGCGCGGGGCGUGAGCUGGUGGGCAUCACUGCGACGGCUCAGCCAGGAGGCACCCCUGGCAGGUCAGCCUGAGGUUCUACAGCAUGAAGAAGGGUCUGUGGGAGCCCAUCUGCGGGGGCUCCCUCAUCCACCCAGAGUGGGUGCUGACCGCCGCCCACUGCCUUGGGCCGGAGGAGUUGGAGGCCUGCGUGUUUAGAGUGCAGGUCGGGCAGCUGAGGCUCUAUGAGGACGACCGGCGGACGAAGGUGGUUGAGAUCGUCCGUCACCCCCAGUACAACGAGAGCCUGUCUGCCCAGGGUGGUGCGGACAUCACCCUGCUGAAGCUGGAGGCCCCGGUGCCGCUGUCUGAGCUCAUCCACCCGGUCUCGCUCCCGUCCGCCUGCCUGGACGUGCCCUCGGGGAAGACCUGCUGGGUGACCGGCUGGGGUGUCAUUGGACGUGGAGGUCAGGAGCAGGACCACUUGGGUGGGAUGUGGAGAGAUGACCCGGAAUGUCGGUGCAGGCCUGGGCUCCAGACGCGUCCUGGAUGGCUUCCUGCCGCUGCCGAGAUGGACGGCCACAGGCCAGGUGGCUCAGAGCAGCAGGAAUGUACUAUCUCACGGCUCUGCGGGUGAAACGUCCACACUCCAGGCGUGGGCAGGGUUGGUUCCUUUCAGAGGCCCUGAGGGAGGGUCCGUUCCAUGCCUUCCCCAUGUUCCUGGGCUUGCGGUCGUGUUUCUCCAGGUUCCCCUCUCCUUCCACCUCUACGGACACUGGGUGCUGUAUUUAUGGUAUUUAUGGUGUCUCUAAUCUAACUGACCUCAUCUUAAUUCCAUCUGCAAAGGUCCUUUUCCAGAUAAGGUCACAGUGACAAGUUCUGGGGUUAUGACGUGGGGGUGCCCCCACCCACCUCCCAACAGGCACUUUGUGAGUUAACUCCAUCCUCAGCGUCACCCUCAGUUGCCUGCUGUUCCGUUUGCAGCAGAGAAACCGUGAGCUAAGGGAGGUCGGGAACUCCUGGGCCCCGCAGCGUCAGCCCCUGGAGCGAACCGUCUCAUUCCCACCACAACACAGUCCAGGGGGAGUCCUGGUCCCAUGCUUUUCCCAAAUAGUUUCUUUUUUAAAAAAUUUUUUAUUUAAAAACUUGUUUUUGAGGCAGGGUCUUGCUCUGUCACCCAGGCUGGAGUGCAAUGGUGCAAUCACAGCUCACUACAGCCUCGAACCCUCAGGAUCAAGUGAUCCUCCCACCUCAGCCUCCCGAGUGGCUGGAACCACAGGUGCGAGCCACCACACCGAGCUGAGUUUUUUUCUUUUUGUAGGGAUGGGGUUUCACUGUGUUGCCCAGGCCGGUCUCAAACUCCUGGGCUCAAGCGAUCCUCCAACCUCAGCGCUCCAAGCGUUUAAUAGCUGGGACUACCAGUGUGUGCUACCAUGCCUGGCUAAUUUUAUUUUAUUUUAUUUUUUUUGAGACAGAGUCUCUCUCUGUCAUCCAGGCUGGAGUGCAGUGGUGUGAUCUUGGCUCACUGUAACCUCCGCCUCCUGGGUUCAAGUGAUUCUCCUACCUCAGUCUCCUGAGUAGCUGGGAUUAUAGGCGUCAGCCACCAUGCUCGGCUAAUUUCUGUAUUUUUAGUAGAGAUGGGGUUUCACCAUGUUGGCCAAGCUGGUCUGGAACUCCUGGGCUCAAGUGAUCCACCCGCCUCAGCCUCCCAAAGUGCUGGGGUUACAG